AUGCGUUACUCGUGGUUGAUCGGCGCCGCCUGCGCUGCAGGAGCCUUGGCCAAACCUCUUGAUAAGCGGUCCUACAUAACCGACUGGACCAUCAUCACCGUCACCGAGACCAUCACUCUGGCUCCCCAGGCCGCUCCCACCGCACCCGUCUCCAAGGUCGACCCCUUCCCCGUCCCGGUUCCGGUCCCGGUCCCAGCUCCCGUGGAGCCUGAGCCUCCCGUGGUGGUCACCACGGCCGCGCCGGCGCCUGUGCCGACCACCACCGCCGGCACCGUGGAGGAGCUGCCCGAUACCUCCUCCGAGUGGACCUCGACCUGGACUUCGUCGGCGGCCAGUCGGGUGGUGGAGCCCACCACCCUCGUGACUGCUGCCCCCACUGCCGCCCCUACCGCCCCUGCCAACCCCGGCAACGCUUACCAAGCCGCCAUCCUGUACAACCACAACAUCCACCGGAGCAACCACUCCGUCAGCUCGCUGACCUGGAAUGCCACCCUCGAGUCCAGCGCCCAGGCCCUGGCCGCACAAUGCAUCUACCGACACGACACUGACAUUAGCGGUGGUGGUUAUGGCCAGAACAUCGGAUACGGUGUCUCCUCGGAGGAGAUUGGCGCCAUGAUCACCAACCUGAUGUACAACGAUGAGUUCGGCUACUAUCAGAACCUGUACGGUCAGGCCAACCCCGACAUGACCUACUUUGAGAAGUGGGGUCAUUUCUCCCAGAUUCUGUGGAAGGGCUCGGUUUCCGUGGGUUGUGCCACCGUUGUCUGCCCUCUUCUCGGCAACGUCGAUUCCAGCGCGCCGUCGCCGUUUACCGUUUGCAACUACUACCCUCCUGGCAACUAUGCGGGUGAGUAUGCCGAGAACGUCCUUCCUCCGAUCGGACGCGCCUUCUACGCUGCGUAA
Molecule: messenger RNA, 903 nt
Organism: Aspergillus clavatus NRRL 1
Lineage: Eukaryota; Fungi; Ascomycota; Eurotiomycetes; Eurotiales; Aspergillaceae
Product: CAP domain-containing protein
Exons: 3
Coding region: 1-903 (300 amino acids)
Cellular component (GO): extracellular region
Source: RefSeq, a predicted model, not a curated record